Molecule: messenger RNA, 945 nt
Organism: Lobosporangium transversale
Lineage: Eukaryota; Fungi; Mortierellomycota; Mortierellomycetes; Mortierellales; Mortierellaceae
Product: alpha/beta-hydrolase
Exons: 4
Coding region: 1-945 (314 amino acids)
Biological process (GO): piecemeal microautophagy of the nucleus; macroautophagy; neutral lipid catabolic process
Molecular function (GO): glycerophospholipase activity
Source: RefSeq, a predicted model, not a curated record
AUGGGCUUACAAGGUCAACAACAAUCCUUUGGACCCGAAACCUGGACACGUGAACUGGUGGAUGCCCCAGAUAUGACAGAUAAAGAGACAAUUAUAUCCUUGUCAAAAAUGAAUUACAACUCGUAUACCGAGGUAGCCAGUCCAGGAUGGUAUGAUCUUGAAGACAACUGGGCAGUGAACUCGACAUUUGGUUGGGAAGAAGAUGGUGUUAGAGGCCAUGUAUUUGCAUCCAAGGACAAUACAACCUUAAUUGUUGCUAUCAAAGGUACCACGGCCGCACUUUUGGGUGGAGGUGGCCGUACUGCAACGCGUGAUAAAAUCAACGACAACUUAUUGUUCUCAUGCUGUUGUGCCAAGGUGGAUCGAACAUGGCGAGGCGUUUGCGAUUGUAAUACUGGCGGGUAUCAAUGCGAUCAGACUUGUAUCGAGCAUAGCGUCAGUUCCGACGACGUUUAUUAUAAUAUAGCGAUGGUAUUGUACACAACAACCCCCGAUAUGUACCCGAAUGCGAAUGUUUGGCUGACGGGGCACAGUUUGGGUGGCGGUCUCUCAGCAUUGCUAGGUCUGACGUUCGGUGUACCUACAGUGACAUUUGAAACCCCAGGUGACCGACUCGCAGCGCAGAGACUUCAUUUACCUGGACCUCCUGCGAUUAACUGGGAUGAGUUUCCGCUCUUCCAUGUGGGCCAUACGGCAGAUCCAAUAUUCCAAGGGGUUUGUAAUGGGCCACGAAGUGCUUGUUAUUACUCGGGAUUUGCUUUAGAGAGCAAAUGCCACACAGGCAGGACCUGUGUCUAUGAUCCAGUAGGCGAAGAUAACUGGAGGGUAGAUAUUCGGACACAUCGCUUGGCAGAUACGAUCGAGGGUGUGCUCAAAGUGAAAGAAGUGCCACAGUGUAAACAGGAGGUCGGAUGUGUUGAUUGUGGAUUAUGGAAUUAUGUGUAA